CACGAGGCGCGGCUCGAGCUGCACGAGGCGCGGCUCGAGCUGCACGAGGCGCGGCUCGAGCUGCACGAGGCGCGGCUCGAGCUGCACGAGAGGGAGGACAAGGAGGAAAUGAUCUGGAUCAGGAAGCCGCCGCUGGGCUUCUCCCAAGGACGGGCGUUCGUCGACGGGUCGGCCACGGACCCCGAGGACGAGGUGCUCAGGAGGGCGGGCUGGUCCAUCGUGGUGCACAGCGAGGCGGGGCAGGUGCUCGGGGCGGUGCGCGGCACGGUACCGUUCGCUUGGGCGCCGCUGCAGCUGGCCAGGGACGGGGGGGACUACACAUUCCACUUCCUGUCGGGCUGCGCGCAGGCGCCGCUGGGGGUCCCCGGCGACUGCACAGGAUCGACUCGCUGUGCGGCGAGCGUGGGCAAGGCGCUGGACAAAGGAGCUGCCAGGAAGCACUUGUGGACAAGGUGGUGGCUAGGACUAGUAGGCGACGAGCAAGUGCUGGUGACCAAGGCCCAGGCGCACAGACCGAAGUCGGAGUGCGUCAUGGAAGCGGGGCGCCAGACCAGGGAAUGCCAUGAGGAGAAGGAACCCGACGCCGCUUCCAUCCCGAGCGCUCUGAUGGUGGACCUGGGCGGCUGGCCCGCGGAGUUCUUGAG
Molecule: messenger RNA, 644 nt
Organism: Prorocentrum cordatum
Lineage: Eukaryota; Dinophyceae; Prorocentrales; Prorocentraceae
Source: the annotation of a GenBank genome assembly